Dunckerocampus dactyliophorus (ringed pipefish) is the source of this 2105-nucleotide messenger RNA. RefSeq names its product ornithine decarboxylase antizyme 2a (gene oaz2a). Gene Ontology annotation, molecular function: ornithine decarboxylase inhibitor activity. Gene Ontology annotation, cellular component: cytoplasm; nucleus. The record is from RefSeq and is a predicted model, not a curated record. Gene Ontology annotation, biological process: positive regulation of protein catabolic process. NCBI's taxonomy places the organism in Eukaryota, Metazoa, Chordata, Actinopteri, Syngnathiformes, Syngnathidae.
AUGAUCACGUGCAUGUUUUCCCAUGUCAGCCAACAACGGAGUUCAUGGCUGGUGGGGUCGCGGCUGCCCAGCUCCAUCCCUCAGCCUCCAGGGCCUCUGUGGUGCUCCGAUGCCCCUCACCCACAGCUGAAGAUCCCGGGUGGGCGAGGGACGGUCAGGGAUCACUCUCUCGGCGUGCUGCUACACAAGGAUGAGAAGUUCACCGUGACACAGACCACGGAGGUGAACGGGAACCCCGCACUCCUCCACUUCCACUACCAGCUGAGCGAGCGCCGCUCAGCCUUCUGGGAUAGUGCUCUGUCUGAGGAUAGCCUCUUCCUGGAGAUUCCUGCUGGGCCGCUGGUGGAGGGAAGCAAAGAGGGGCUCACUGCCCUGCUGGAAUUUGCAGAGGAGCAGCUGAAGGUCAACUUUGUCUUCCUGUGGUUCCGCAAAGGCCGAGAGGAUCGGCAGUCCAUCAUCAAGACGUUCCACUACAUGGGCUUUGAGAUGGUGAAACCGGGCGACCCUACGGUACCGGCCCGGCCUGACUUGGCCUUCAUGGUUUACUCUCUGGACAACAGCAGCUCAGAUGAGGAGUGACCCUCAAGCCCCACUCUGCUGACCUCAUCUUGCUUUGGGUAGUCCCCCCCCACUCCCCCGGAUGAGAGACUGUUGGACAAUAACUUGGACAGUUUGUUGACGACCUUUUCAAGGCGACCAUGUCUUCCCUUUUAUCAAUAAAUGUUACCUUGUCCAUUUUAAAAGACAAACUUUCUGUUGUCCAUUCCAGCACAUGUUCCUCAGAAGUCAUUGGUCAGUCCAGUCCACGAAACCAAAGCCUCUGAAUCACAAGACAACAAAAUGACAAAACCUUUGUCAUUCCUGCACUCUAACGAGGCUUCCUGUGCCUAACCAGGAGAGUUGUUACUCUUCAGUCUUAUGGAGGAGUGUGUGUGCGCGCGUGUGUCCAGAAAGACCACUUCAGGGUAUGACCAUAUAUGCAACUAGAUGAAACAUGCAGGAGGUGUCCUGCAGACGUGUAAUUUAGCACUUUGAUCGCAACGCCAAAGGAACCCAGUGUACCCCUGCUUGUUGUUGGUAUUAGAGCGCCAUCUUCAUCCAAAACUUCUAUUUUUAUCUCCAUGUUUGCUUGGGGGUGGGGUGGGGGUGCUCUUAACUUUCUGCAUGUCUUCCAGGUGUGAUUGAGCCUCCACUAUACAGUAGAAGCUUAUGAAUAUUAUGUUCAGUGUACAGUAUGUCUUUUUUUGUGACAGUUGAGGUAUUUAUUGUUUUAGCCACCGAUUGAGGACAAUCCACGCUUGUACACUGUGGACAUGGGCCUCCCUUGUGGCAGGGAAAAUAAUUAUCACUGAAAUAAUAAAAACACCAUGGAAAAAAUUGUGUGUGUGAAGUUUCUAAAAUAAAGACCAAAGAGCUACUAGCUAAACACACUAAAAUAAGAGAGGGGAUAUGAAAUUUAUUUGAAGGUAUUUUUUUUUGUACAAGUACAUGUGGAAAAAGUCAUAAUAUUGAGUGACUUUGAAAUUGGUAAUUUAGGGAGACAAAAGGCCUACUACAGACACAAAAUAGUAAUUCACAUGACGUCAUAGGCGAUUUUAAAACUUGUAACUCAAGGACAAAAGGCUUAAUAUUGCAGAAAAAAAAAAUCUUGAGUCACAUCAAGUCGGAAUAUGCAUUUUUACAAUGUUUGAAUACCGUAUUUCCUCAAAUAACUUCCUAUGUAAAUAAAUAAUGUAAAAAUAGUAUUAAUUCCUGAGGAUUUUAAAGGGGACGCCGUGUCCUGGUAUGAUGACGUCGGCUGUUAGUAGCGCCCUCUGGCGGCUCGCUUCCUGCAUUUUUGUGUUGACACUCAGCUCCCGCCAACUGUCCUCGUCACAGUAGCUGUCAAAUAGGUCCCCCGCUACGAGCAGCGUGCCCACUGACAUCCCUUUCACCUGCACGCUCACGUCCUGCCCCGUGUGGCCGGGAGUGGGAACUACGCAUACCUGAAACAACACAAGCAACAUUAGGGCAUUACCUAAAAAAACGCUAACUAAAGUUGUACGAUUACAACAAACGAUGCAGGAUUUACGCGAAUAUAGUCGUAAAAUUAGGAGAUAAAAAUA